UUACAGGCACGAGGUGCUGGGAUGCAGUUAACAUAGAUGCACAAGGUGGUGCCGUCUUAGAAAUCCAACAGGUAACUAAGGAAUGGGGGAUAUUCAGGCGGGGGUUCUAACUCCAAAGGGACUGAGAGCAGCUCUUAACCAGGUGAAGUUGGAUGGCGAGAGGCAAAAGAAGGCAACAUUUUAAGGAAAUAUGGGGGAGUCGUGGAGCCUGGAGCAGCUGAGAAACACAAAGUUUUUGCGGCUUUAAUGCUGGUGAUGGCGAUUAGUUAGUGAAACAAGUAUGGAAAAGCCUAACUCUGACCCAGAAAUAAGACGCAGGGCUUGGGGCGUGAACCUGAGCGCUUUAAACUCUCUCUUUGCUUGGGAAGGGGACUCCAACAUCCAGCACCACAGAAGUAAAACGCCUGGCCUGGGACGAACACAACACACAGGUGGCGACAGGACUGGACGCUUAUGUUGGGGGGCGUGGCUCCAGGCAGCUCCUCGACGUUCUCUUCCGGAACAGGCCUGUGCCCCGGAAGCAGUUGUUUGUUGAGCGACUCUGGGCCCGUUUAGGAGACUGCGGGCGUAUUGUCACCAUGUUCCUGUCCGCGGUCACCUUUGCCAAGAGCAAGUCAAAAACCAUUCUGGUGAAAAUGCUGAGCCAAGCUGGGACAGGUUACUCCUUCAACACUAAGAGAAGCCGACUACGGGAGAAACUGACUCUCCUGCAUUAUGAUCCAAUUGUGAAAACAAAAGUUCUCUUUGUGGAACAGAAGAAAAUACGUUCCCUAUAAACAAUGGAUUGAAAAUGAAUUUGAUUUAUAAAUGAGAAGACUGAGGGCGGGGUACUGAUUCAGAAAUUCUGCAGCGUGUUAUAAAAGAAGAGGAAAUGGCACGGAAUCACUGCCUCCUGUGAUUUGAAGGCCAUUGUGAAGAAAAACAAUGUACCGAAAGAAAGUUCUUCAUAUUAGGACAUAUAUCAUUGCAUCACAUUUAUUUAUCUUUCUGGAUAUUUUUAUAGCCCUUAAUAAAAAAUAUUAAAAUAG
This is a messenger RNA of Enhydra lutris kenyoni (northern sea otter), 1028 nucleotides long. RefSeq names its product mitochondrial ribosomal protein L33 (gene MRPL33). Gene Ontology annotation, molecular function: structural constituent of ribosome. Bases 579 to 776 code for a protein of 65 amino acids. The transcript is spliced from 4 exons. Gene Ontology annotation, cellular component: ribosome; mitochondrion. Gene Ontology annotation, biological process: translation. Lineage: Eukaryota; Metazoa; Chordata; Mammalia; Carnivora; Mustelidae. The record is from RefSeq and is a predicted model, not a curated record.